Molecule: messenger RNA, 579 nt
Organism: Bufo gargarizans (Asiatic toad)
Lineage: Eukaryota; Metazoa; Chordata; Amphibia; Anura; Bufonidae
Product: cilia- and flagella-associated protein 251-like
Exons: 2
Source: RefSeq, a predicted model, not a curated record
GAGGAGGAAGAAGGAGAAGAAGAAGAGGAGGAAGAAGAGGAGGAGAGAGGAGGAAGAAGGAGGAGGAAGAAGAAGGAGGAAGAAGAGGAGGAGGAAGAAGAGGAGGAGGAGGAGGAAGAAGAGGAGGAGGAAGAGAAAGAAGAGGAGGAGGAGGAGGAAGAAGAGGAGGAGGAGAAAGAGGAAGAGGAGAAGGAGGAGAAAGAGGAAAAGGAGGAGGAAGAGGAAGAAGAGGAGGAGGAAGAGGAAGAAGAGGAGGAAGAGGAAGAGGAAGAAAGAGGAGGAGGAGGAAGAAGGAGGAAGAAGAAGGAGGAGGAGGAAGAAGGAGGAAGAAGAAGGAGGAGGAGGAAGAAGGAGGAGGAAGAAAGAAGAGGAGGAAGAGGAAGAAGAGGAAGAAGGAGGAGGAGGAGGAAGAAGGAGGAGGAGGAGGAGGAGGAAGAAGAGGAGGAGGAAGAGAAAGAAGAGGAGGAGGAGGAGGAAGAAGAGGAGGAGGAGAAAGAGGAAGAGGAGAAGGAGGAGAAAGAGGAAAAGGAGGAGGAAGAGGAAGAAGAGGAGGAGGAAGAGGAAGAAGAGGAGGAGGAG